Molecule: messenger RNA, 867 nt
Organism: Rhizoctonia solani
Lineage: Eukaryota; Fungi; Basidiomycota; Agaricomycetes; Cantharellales; Ceratobasidiaceae
Exons: 5
Coding region: 1-867 (288 amino acids)
Source: RefSeq, a predicted model, not a curated record
AUGCGUAACUCUGCGUCGCUUGCGGUUCUCAUUACCCUGAUGGCUGUCGGGGGGACUAUUGCUGCUCCCAUCGAGGUCCACCCCGGAUCUGGCCACGCGCCUAUUCCUGACGGCCAUCAAGUUAACCAUACUGUUAUUCCUGUCUCGGGCCCCAAGAUCUCAAACCGCGACAUGAAUCCCGCUAUUAACACCUACGGCUCCAAGCUGGCUUCGGUCGGGGAAGUCAAGGCUGUAACUGGCGAACUCAAUGCCAAGGUAGAAGACGCAAGCGGGGUCAUACAAGACAAUAUCCAUGUUCCCGACACCAGUGCCCACGUCGACAUCGACUUGAGCAAGGGAAGCGACAAGAGUGGGCCUCAACAGCAGCCCCAGCCUCAGUCCGAGCCGCAUUCUGAAUCGCAACCUCAACCCGAAUCUCAACCACAGCCUGAGCAGCAAAGCGAGCCCGAGCACGAACCCAAGCCCCAGUCGGAACCGUCUCCCGAGUCAGGAAACCCAGGCAAACUUCCUGAGCAACCCCAGGGUAAUGCGGGUGACUGCCUUGAUAUUAACGAGGUUCGUGAAGGGUUCCAGGCUAAUGCCUGUGCGACGAUUGAUCUCAAGGCUGGGAAAGAGUGCCUUGAUGGAAUGCACAAGGUUACUGACAAGGCUGGAGAUGACGUUAAAGCGAAAGCGAACAUGGUUCUUGGCGGGACGCACCAGGUCCACGAUAGACCUACAAAUACCGUUCACGACGUCGAGAAGGGAGCUCAGGUCGCUGGGAAGGUAGAUGUAGAUGUCGAUACUGAUGCCAUGAAGGCUCCCGGCGCGCCCCACAGACCUGCCCUUGCUGUCGCGGAGAGUAUUGAGGGUACCAAUCCUAAUUAA